UUGUUUUUACCGCAUUCAACAGUGUUUUCAAAGCAAGGGGCGAAAGUCAAGGCUGUAACAGUGGAGGCUCACAUACGGAGGGAGAUCCGCUAAAGUAAUGCCGUUUAUCCCUUAAGAACUGAAGGAGGGGGGGGGGGGGGUAAUUCAUGGCAGUGAACGGAGGUAUCACGAUCCUAAUGUGAAAUCUCACCAGUGUUUUCAACGAUGCGGACUUGGACACUUUUACCAUGGAGCUGCAAGAGUAAAGAAUAACAGUAGGAGUCUAGUAUCGUGACAGAAACCUUUUUUUUUUGCUUUAAAGUAUGAUUUAAAGAAAGAUCGUCCCUGUAUAUGGAUUGAUUUUUUUUUUCCCCUUGCUCUCGCUUCUCAGCAUUCCCUCAGUCAGUCGACGGGGUUUUUGCCAUUACAGCUCAGUAGAGGGUGUCAGAUUAUUCUUAGAGCACCGCGCUAGGAUGAACACUGUCUCUGCGUUUCUCCUUUUGUGAUUCCCAAAACCGCCACAAAAGGGGGGGAGAGACGAGCGAGGCAACACGCCGAAGGAUGUGAGGGGGGAUGCGGGUGUUUUGCAGCGGUGAGAUCGCUUCUAAAGCUCCAGCGCACGGUGUGAAUUCAGCACCAGCGGAGAGGGGACAGCUUCAGACGCCGCAACACGCAGCAAGACUGGAGGAGAAAAAAGGCACGGAUUUGUUCUCUUUUGCUCUGCCAAGGUCAGUGUUCAACGAACUGAAAACAGCCGAAAGAUGUGUUGGACUCUACUGUCGCCCGCUGCUUUCGAUUUUGAUCAUAAACACGCUCUGAGGAUUCAGUCGAUGUGAAAAAGACGUUUUUGUGGGCAUUUUCAAACUGGAAAUCUGGACACAAGCGCAGGUUAGAUGCAGCAUGGAUCUGUUAUAAAAGAUUGCUUUAUCUUCUCCCUAAAUGUCUCUAUCUACCAUUUUUCCUCUCACUGAUGUAGACUGAAUUCACAGCUCGUAUGUCUUAAAACCGGGAAUGAAUUGUCCACGUUGAAAAAUGCUGCUUUGGAUUGUUCUGCUGAAUGCGGCUCUUUGUGUUGCUGGUGGAAAUGUUACAAAGGACAUUUGUAAGGACCAGAUAUGCUCUUGCAACGAGAUCGAGGGAGAUCUGCACAUAGACUGCGAAAAAAGGAGCCUCACCACUCUGCAGCAUUUGACUGGCCCGAGCUCGCAUUUUUAUCACCUGCUGUUGCACGGAAAUUCUCUAUCCAGGCUAUUUCCCAACGAGUUUGCCAACUUUUACAAUGCUGUGAGCUUGCAUUUGGAAAACAAUGGCUUGCACGACAUUGUCCCCGGCGCCUUUCUGGGACUGCAGCUGGUGAAAAGGCUGCACAUCAAUAACAAUAAGAUACGAUCAUUCAGGAAGAGUACAUUUCUGGGGUUAGACGACUUGGAAUAUCUCCAAGCUGAUUUCAAUCUACUGAGGGAUGUUGACCCCGCCGUUUUCAGGGACCUAAACAAACUUGAAGUGUUAAUACUUAACGACAACCUCAUCAGUGCGCUACCUAUAAACGUGUUUCAACAUGUGCCCAUUACGCAUCUCGACUUGCGGGGGAACAGAAUCAAAACGGUGCCUUAUGAGGGGGUCCUUGAGCAAAUACCGGGCAUUGCGGAGGUUUUGUUGGAGGACAACCCAUGGGACUGUAACUGCGACCUGGUUUCUCUUAAGGAAUGGCUGGAGAACAUACCGCAUAACGCUCUUAUUGGGAGGAUGAUAUGCGAGGCUCCCACCAGGCUGCAGGGGAGCGACCUGAACGAGACAUCAGAAGCGGACCUGUGUCCUUCACAGAGCGGCAGCGUGGACACCAGCCUGGUCGCCCCUCCCACCCAGGAGGAGGCCUCUGAGAGCGAGGCUCAGGUUCCGCGUCCCACGCCUUACAAGCCCAGCAGAGACACCAGCGGUCCCCCGACGCCUGGCCACGGAGCCAAGAGCCGCUCCAAAUCUCGUGAGAACUGGCAGCUGAAAACGAGGCCAACUCCAGUGGUGUCAGGUGAGAACGGGGACAGAGAGCUGCCUCACAACAUGACGUGUCCCCAGCCUUGCAAAUGCAAGCUGAUCGGCACCAGACAGGGCCUGGGGGUCUUGUGCGAGGGCAACAAGAUUGAAAGCUUAUCCAACCUCAAGCCUAAACCCCUGGCUGCACACGAAUUGAACAUGCGAAAUAACAACAUACACGCAGUGAAAAAGAACCACCUGCUCGGCUACACCAGCCUCAAUUUGCUUGAUCUGGGGGGGAACAACAUCAAGGUGAUUGACAACAGCACUUUUAUAAACCAGAGCGAGCUCAGAUGGCUGUAUAUGGAUAAGAACUAUCUGGAUACGCUGAUAGCAGAGAUGUUUGUGGGCCUCGGGAAUCUGGAAUAUCUCAGUUUGGAAUACAACGACAUCCAGAUGAUAGUGGCAGGUGCAUUCAGCCCUAUGCCUAAUCUCAGGGUCCUGUUCCUCAAUAACAAUUUGCUGAAAUCUUUACCAAACGAUGCUUUCCUUGGGAUUUCUUUGUCCAAAAUAAGUCUUCAUAAUAAUUAUUUCCCCUAUCUGCCCGUGCCGGGAGUGUUAGACCAGCUAAAUUCAAUCAUACAAAUCGAUUUGCACGGGAAUCCGUGGGAUUGCUCGUGCAACAUCGUGCCCUUCAAGCAGUGGGCGGAUAAACUCGGGGACGAUGUGAUAGUGAGUGAUCUCAAAUGCGAGUCACCCGAAGAGUUCUGGAAACGAGAUUUCCGCCAAGUCCGGAACGACCUCAUGUGCCCUAAACUCCUUGACAAAGUUUCCCCCACACCCCUGUCCAAAAACAGCACUUUCACCCAGGACUCGGGGACGCGCUCGAACUCUUAUUUGGAGCCGAACAGGGUCUCGAUCUCUGUGCUCGUCCCCGGGUUGCUGUUGGUGUUUGUCACGUCCGCUUUUACUGUCGUGGGGAUGCUUGUGUUUAUCUUGCGGAAUCGAAAGCGAUCAAAGCGGAGGGACGGGAAUUCCUCCGCCUCAGAGAUCAAUUCCUUACAGACAGUGUGUGACUCGUCGUAUUGGCACAGUGGGCCUUAUCACGCAGACGGGGGCGCGCACAGGGGCUUCGACUGCAGCACGCACCUUUCCACGACAAAUGAUGCGUAAAGAGACUCUGGGUCUAGUACAAUGAACCCAUACCGGACUGGAUUACAAACAUGUCAUACAGACACACUGAUGCACACAUGACUGCAAAUCAUCCAGCUUUUGUUCGUCAGUGGCGAACACAGACUUGUUUAUGUCUUGUAUUCGCCAGUUGAACCAAGUAAAUCAGUCUGCUGCUGCUCAGGCCCCACUCUGUAAUAUAUGUAUAUGGCAAGCCCCCUGGCUUAAACCCCUCCCUCCCUCCUCCUCCCAGUUCUGCUAUUUGCCGCAAUCGGACUACGGAUAUGAGACAGAGAAAAGGGAGAAAAAGAAGCGAGGGAGAGGGCGUGUGUGUGUGUGUGAGAAAGAGAGAAAGAAAGAGAGAGCGAGAGAGAAAGCAAAGACCGAGGACCCAGGACAUGGUGCACGAACGCAUGAAUGUAAAUGUAAAUACUCGGACCGAUGUAUCAUAAUCUGCAAUGCAUGAUGAUAUUUCGCAUGGUUUCAACACACACACGACGGCGAGGAACCAUAACCACCAUAACCAACAAAGAAGCAAACUCGACCCUUUCAUGUUAUAUCAAUAUGACGACAAUAUAUAGAUAUUAAGAAUUAUAUAUGACUAUUACAAAGUGCCAUUUCUCUAUUUUUUGUGAACCUGCAGUCAGGAUUUGUAUUUGUUGUUUUAAACUUGUUUGAAGAAAAGAGAAAAAAAAAUUAACUGAUAACAAUGACUCUCGGAAAGGAGUGAUGGAAGUGCUGUCAGUGCAUGUUAUUUUCUGUUUGUUAUCAUUUGAUUGUCGAUAAAUAUUGGGGUUAUUUAUACCGUACUAGAUGGUGCAGAUUAAAUCCAUGUCUGCGCAGUCAUCAUCUCCUUUAUGAAUGUAAACUGUGUUAUUUUAUGGUGUGCCAAUUGUUGACUUUCAGAUAUUCAGACAUGCAGAUGAGCAUGACCAAUUAACGUCACUCAGAUGCUUAUGCUGCAAAGUUAAUGUAGCUAAAAUAACAGUUCUGUGGUUUUGUGUGUCAAUGAAUAUAGCCUGCUUUGGGUGAGAGGAAGAAAAAAAACAAGUCAUUUAAAAUGGGGGGUUUAUACCAUCAUAUUUUUUCAACAACUGAGCAAAGAAGUGUUUUCAAUCGAGCUAUGUAGGUAUAAUUCGAUCUAUGUAAACAGCGCAGGUAGACUGAUAUAGACUAGAAUGCUUUUUUAAUGUCAGAAAAAAAAGUAUUCCUCCACAUAAAAGCUUAUGGCUAUGAUUCACUUUCAUUAUGUUGUGAGCUUUUGUAAAGCCAUCUAAUCUUGUCCAAAUAAGAGAAUUGAAACUGUAUUUACUACAACAUGUGCUUGAAAUAGGCUGUUUGGGGUGUGGGUUUUUGCUUUCUAACAAACUGGGGCCAUGACAUGGGAAGAACUCAGCAUGUGGCCAGACACAGGAGUGUAUCUCCUUCACUAAGGGGAUUACAAAAACACACACACACACAUAGGCGGAGCUAAUUUGAUAAUGCAAGAUGCCUUUUUCAAAUCAGCAUUUUGAACUUGAGAUACUCUUCUCGAGGGGGUAGCAUGGUUUUUGUGGGCUCAUGAAAACAAUGCCAUGACUGAAUACCUGUUUUGCAGUGCUUUGCUGCUUAUUAGCCUAUACUGCUUCAAAAGAGCUUGGAUUUGGAUAAACAACUAAAAGAUUAAACAGUUGGGGCACACUUCAGUCUUCACAAAUUUCUUCUCUGCAGUGUCUAAAACAGAUGCAAGGAAUGUGCAAUUUUCUUUUGUCUAACAAUGAAAUAUUCUAUUGCCGCUGACAUCUUUUUGUCUGUGCAUUUCUUUAAGAAACCUACUCUAGGAUGCCUAAUUCGGACAAGCUUUCUGUAUCAUUCGGCAACAAUUCUAACAUGCCAUGGCCAUGAUGAGAGUGUACAGAUGUUGAUGUGAGAUAGGGUUACACCCCCAAACCCCCCCUCAGUGCCCCCCCCAUCUUCCCCCUGCUAGUAGGACUACAGUAUUUCCCCCAGUGUGCAGACUAGCAUUGUCCAUGGUGCUGAAUCACUUCUCCCCUGCUUUCUUUGUCUGCCUGCCCCAUGCUGACUGUGUGUGUGUUUGUGUGGGAAGCCUGCAGAGAGAGAGAGAGAGACAGAGAGAGAGAGCUAGCGUGACAAUAUGCAUGUCUGCCCCCUUACUUUCCCCACUGCCCCCCCCCCCUCCCAUUAGCACCAUGUAACCAUGUGCAGCUUGACCUUGGGGACUAACAUUUCAGCAGAUCUGUGACAAACACUCAUCAUCAUCACCUCCCUGCAGUUCUGUCCCGUCACCUUGCUCCCCCCUUCAAGCCCCGUUUCCCCAAUUUUCUGUUUAAUCACAACGGGUGUUGGUGUUGGUGGAGGGGAGUGGGUGGUUGUGGGUAACUAUGUGUCUCUUCUGUGGAGUAUUACCGUGCCACAGCCCACUGAUGAUUUGUCAUGAUUUUCAAACGCUGUGUUUCAAAGUUACAUUUAUAUGCUUUGCGAUAUUUGACCUGCUUCUAUUUUGUUAAAUAAAGUGUGGUUGAGGUUGAGUAAAAAACAACAAAAAAACA
Messenger RNA from Trematomus bernacchii (emerald rockcod), 5669 nucleotides. RefSeq names its product SLIT and NTRK-like protein 1. The record is from RefSeq and is a predicted model, not a curated record. The transcript has a single exon. Gene Ontology annotation, cellular component: postsynaptic density membrane; glutamatergic synapse; GABA-ergic synapse. The coding region runs from base 1012 to 3123 and encodes 703 amino acids. Gene Ontology annotation, molecular function: protein binding. NCBI's taxonomy places the organism in Eukaryota, Metazoa, Chordata, Actinopteri, Perciformes, Nototheniidae. Gene Ontology annotation, biological process: positive regulation of synapse assembly; regulation of presynapse assembly; axonogenesis.